Molecule: messenger RNA, 6973 nt
Organism: Lucilia sericata (common green bottle fly)
Lineage: Eukaryota; Metazoa; Arthropoda; Insecta; Diptera; Calliphoridae
Exons: 8
Coding region: 549-5450 (1633 amino acids)
Source: RefSeq, a predicted model, not a curated record
CUGGCGUUUGUGUGCCGAAACUCUCACCCACAUAUUCAAACAUAAAGGACUUAAACAUACACAUACGAAUUAUUAUUAUUAUUUGGAUGUCAUUAUGUCGUUAUGUACCGUUAAACUCAAAUACAUUGAAAAUUAAAUACUAAACAGCAAAGCAACGAGACCAAGAAAAAAAAAUAUAUUUGUGUCAGUCAUUAUGCUGUUUGUUGCUGUAUAUUUGUGAAUGAAAAGACCCUGACUGAAGCAACAACAGCAACAAAAAUACCGAGAAAAUCCUAGUUAUUCAAACGUAUAAAUGAAUGAAAAUAAUGACUGACUCACCGUCUAAACGUAUGGCUGGCUGACUGUUUCUGCUUGCAUUUAUUUGUUAACUUUUUUUUCGAUUCGUUUUUAUGCCAUUACCGUUGUGGUUUCUGCAUUCAUUUCUUGUUUUUCUCUACUCUACUCUACUCUUCGACAUCUUUGUCAUAUUGGGUGGUGGGACUUUUGAUUGCAGUGUUGUAUUUUUAUUAUCCUUUUAAAUACAAGUUUCAACGAAAUACAUCAACGUAAUGGGUGAUUUACAAGCAACAAUUGAAUUUUCAGUGGAAUUGUAUAAAUUUUUUAAUGUCGACUUAUUUCAAAGAGGUUUAUAUCAAGUACGAUGUGCCCUGCGUGUCUCACCCCGUUUACCGGUACAAAUCGAGACCACAAUACCAGAAACCACAGCUAAUGGCCAGCCAGCAGCACAGCCCAUUAUAUCAAAUGGAAGUGGUGCUAGCGGAGGUAGUAGUGAUGCUGCUAAUACAAAUACCAACAGUAAUGGAAGUGGUAACAGUGCAGGUUUAGGAGUAGUAGGAGGAGGAGGAGGUGGUAUUCUCGGUUUGUCUAAUGGCAAUAAUAUUGUUGUUGUUGGCGGCGGCGGUGGCAUUGAAGCAGACCUAAGAGAUCAACAACUUCAUCAUCAACCUUCCGAUAUACCACCACUACCUAAUAAUGUGCACAAUUUAGGUUCGGCCAGUAUAAUUAAUGGGGCGGGGGCCUCACGUGUUUUUCAAAUACUCUAUCGCAAUGAAGAGGUGACAUUACGUGAUGUAAUAUACUUUCGAACACAUUUAUUAGUUGACAGUCGUCAUUUAAAAGAGUCUAUAGAACGUGCAGAAUUUUCAUUACAACUUGAAUUGUGGUUUGCUGAACAGAAUGGUUCUGCCUCGAAUUUAUCCUUGGCAUCAACGCGUACAUUACAACUUAACUUUCAUCCAGGACGUGGUUUACACUAUCACUUGCCCGUAUUAUUUGAUUAUUUUCACUUGGCUGCCGUAAGUGUGGGCAUACAUGCAAGUUUGGUGGCAUUGCAUCAGCCAUAUAUCAAUGCACCCAAGAAUUCAAAACCCUGGUUAAGUACGGGCAAACUAAGUUGUCGCGGUAGUAUGUCGCCAGGACCUUUAGAAGCUGUAUUCUUUGGUCCCCAAGUAGUGGGUACUACAAAAUGUAGUGGUGGUCCGGCUGGUCGUCUUUUACAAUCCCGCCAAUUACAUCGUGAGAUAUGUAGUUUACUACUGGGAGCUAUAGAGCAGUUGAAAAUAUCCUUAAAUGAAUUCAGUAAUGUACUCCCACCGAAUAUAAAUACACAAAUAGGUUCACCACCGUUUCGGGAAAAUGAUACUAAUGAUAGAAUGCUUAAGCUAAUGGAGCAAGCUAAGAAUCAUGACUCCGAAGAGGAUUUCGCCAUUAAAGCCAAUUCGGAUAUAGCACAAUUGUGUGCCGAAUGUAUAAUGUUUUGGCGUCGAGUCUUAAUCGCCUCUACUCAACCGUCUGUGCAUACGUUAUUGGCCAAAAAGCAUCAUAUUCUUAGAGUACGCAGAUUUUCCGAAGGUUUCUUUGUUAUGGAAAAUCCCCGUCAUACGGCAGCUGGUUGUUAUGAUAGUAAUUAUCAGAAUUACAUAGCCAUAUCGGAAAUGGCUAGACGAAGUCGUUAUAUGCAAACUUUGCCACCUUUGCCAGUCCAUUGUACACCGAUUGAUGGUGACACCAAUUCUAUGCCACUUAUCUUUGAAGAUCGUUAUAUAGAGCCUAGUAAAUUUACACGCAAGCGUACAGGGUCCGAUCCCAACUUAAAUCGUGUAGAUAUUCCCGUAAAUGGUAAAGUCAAAGGUGCAACAGAUAAGCCAGUGCCCGCAGCGAGAAAACAAACUAAUAAAGAAUGUUCUUGUGGGGUGGCCUAUGAUUAUCCCUUAAAGAACAAUGGUGUAACUGGAGUGUUAACGCCACGCUUUGCUUUGGGUGGUGAGAUUUUGCAAGCAAGUUUAACUAUCGCGCCCACGGCAGCCAGUAAAGGACCCAAUCCUACCAUGAGCCACCGUUACAUGUCGCGACAUUCGGUUAAUGGUUUAUUAGAUGAAAUCGAAGUUGAUAAUGGUACCUCAAAUGGUUUCUGUGAACUCGGUAGUGCUGGCACUUUGCCAGCCAGACAUAGCAAGUCUUUGGAUCAGCUCGAUGGCACUGUUCACAGUACACCUUCCCUGCGAACCCAAAAUACCUUAGCUUAUCCCGCUAAAUUAUCAGAGACCGAGUUAAGGCAAUAUUCUUUGUAUAGUUCGGUACAGAAAGGACCAUCCUUUAAAGGUUUUGGUCUCAAUAGUAAUCGUAAGCCCAAAGUACAAGCAGAAGAUCUCAUGCGCAAUAUCAAUGAAUUCAGGCAAAAAUAUAAAAAUGUCGAGGAAAAUAACAAAGACUGUGAGCCCUUAACCAAUGGCAAUCAUUCGAAGUUUUAUGGUCCUACUAAUGCAGCCACAUUAGGUCGACAACCAUUGGAACAUGGCAUGUCAGCCAGCAAAUAUGAUUAUCUCCAUGAGAUCAAAUUAUUAAAUCCACCCAAAAAAGUGGUAGAACGGCAACGUACUUACUACAAUUCUCUGCCAAAAAGCAUAACAAAUGGAGAAAUUGUGCCACGUCCAUCGUAUACACCCAAUAGGACACUGCCACAAAAUGGUCCAGCAACUCAGCCCAUUGUGUGGCCUCAACAGAUUGUUAUAUCACGCAGUAAUUCUUCGCAAGCCUUAAAACAGAAUGUUAACAGGGAAAUGGAACCGAAUACCACAUCCACCAUACCCAGAUCAGUGGAAAUAGCCCGUGUUAGAGUAUCGGACCUUAAAGAAAUGCUUAAGAAUGGUACACUGCAAAAAGAAUCCAGUAGUUCGGAAAGUGAUAUUCCCUCCAAGGUAAAGAAGUCGAAGGCAGAACAGAAAAUGCUGUCCUCAGCCAGUGUGCCCUUUAAACUGGACUCAACUUCAGGUGAUCAAGAUCAAACAACUAGUGGUUUCAGUGAGUCCUUGCCCAAUUUGGCGCCUCCUCAUCAAUUCACCACCGAGGGAGUAUUAAGUGACUCCACAUCAUCGUUAAGCGAAGAAAGCGGUUGGGUAUCGAGUCGACGCAGCUCUAUUAUACCCUCUAGUCCGGAGACUAUUUUAAAACAGACCCAAACUAAACAAACAAGUGAAUUAGAAACUCGUCUCAAUGGCGAACAACUCAGAUUGAAAUUGCAAAAACUUUUAGAGCAACAAAAUAAAACUAAAAAGCUUAAAGAGAAUCGUUGUAAUACAAAAACUUUAAUGAACAGCACUGAAGGAGGUGUCAACAAAAAGGUCACCACGGUAACAGUCAAAGUUAAAACUGAGCGUUUAAAAUCGGAACUAAGACGUAAUCUAAGGAAUAUACCCUACAAUGAAUCGACGGAAGUGGAGGAUUCUGAUAUGUCACUCAUACAGACCCAAAGAAGAGAACGACAUCGACGCACGGAAAAAUCUAAAUCAGAUUUUGAUUUGACCAGCAUUAAGGAGACAACAGGCUCCAUAAUAAAUGUAAGAGUACCGCCACCGCAACAAUUUCAAGAUGAUCUUCUGCCGCCGGAUGAAUUUAGAGAUCCUCCCGUAACUAAUGAAAAUCAAACAAAGAAAUCUUUACAACUAAAACCUAAACACACUACAAAUCCCUCGACUAGUAUAACAACGCCCGUAACAUUUAACACGGAAACGUAUCAGAAUCUAACACAACAUUCGUCACCAUCAAUUGUAGUGCCACCAGCACCACCGCCUCCCUUAAAGGAGAUACCACAACACUCGCUGAAUCUAAGGACUCCCAUUGCGGCCAUCGAUAAUCCGGUGUAUCACAUCUAUGAGUCCAUGAAACCUAUAACAGCUGCCAAUAUAUUCACCAACAAACCAGUAGUUAGAUCUCAUAGCAUCAUCGAAAUGAAAAGACCCAAAGAUUUUGGCAAUGCCAUUGUAAAAACUGCCGUUAUAACCAAUACUACUAGAUCAAAUCGUUCUACACCCAAUGGUUCCAGUAAAAUCUCACAAAACUCUCAAAGCCAACCGGCCUCGUUGGACAAUACCGAAGAUGAGAAUAAGGAAAAUUCAAAUACCACUACCAGCAACAGUAAUACACAAACAGCGAUUACCCGUUCGAGUAGCACUAAAUCGCACAAAUCGAAAAAUAAAGGUCCCGAAUGUAACAUAUCCCUAAUGGAAUUCGAAAAAUAUCGUGAAGAAUUUCGCAAACAAUUGAAAUACAGUGGCAGCAUUUAUUCAGACUUUACACGUCUAUCAUCUGAACUACCCUAUUUCUAUAUAAGCGAUGAAUAUAGAGCCUUCUCACCCAAUGGCAUGCAUUUAAUCAUAUGUGUUCAUGGUUUAGAUGGUAAUUCGGCUGAUUUGCGUUUGGUGCGCACAUAUUUGGAAUUGGGUUUACCCGGUGCUAAUUUAGAGUUUUUAAUGUCGGAACGUAAUCAGGGUGAUACAUUUUCCGAUUUCGAUACAAUGACUGAUAGACUUGUUGCUGAAAUUUUAUAUCAUAUCGAAACCUGUGGACUUAAUCCUACGCGCAUUUCUUUUGUAGCACACUCUUUGGGAACAAUUAUUGUACGCAGCGCUUUGGCACGACCACAAAUGCGUUCAUUAUUGCCACGCCUGCAUACAUUCCUAUCGUUGUCGGGACCUCAUUUGGGUACAUUAUAUAAUACGAGCGGACUUGUUAAUAUGGGUAUGUGGUUUAUGCAAAAAUGGAAAAAAUCUGGUUCUUUAUUACAACUUUGCAUGCGAGAUACAACCGAUUUGCGUAAAAGUUUCCUUUACCGUUUGAGUCAACGCAGUACAUUACAUCAUUUUAAAAAUAUAUUAUUAUGUGGUUCCAGUCAAGAUCGUUAUGUACCAGCACAUUCGGCACGCCUUGAAUUGUGUAAAGCCGCUAUACGUGAUAAUUCCAAUUUGGGCAUAAUAUAUAGAGAAAUGAUACACAAUAUUAUAGCGCCCAUAUUGGCUCGUCCCGAAUUGACUUUAACGCGCUAUGAUGUACACCAUGCUUUACCGCAUACAGCCAAUACCUUAAUUGGACGAGCAGCCCAUAUUGCAGUCUUGGAUUCGGAAUUAUUUAUAGAGAAAUUUUUAUUGAUAGCCGGUCUAAAAUAUUUUAGUUAGCAUAUUUAACUAAAAAAUAAACGAACUUAUUAAAUAUUAAUUUUAGUGAAAAACGGAAAUAGUUCGGAAUAGUUUUACAGGGUAAAAAAAAAACACUUUCAAGUCCGCUGAAGAAAAUAACGAGAAUUGCAAGCAUUUUCUUUUUUAUUAUUAUGAACUAAAGUAAAUAAGGAAUUUUUUUUUAAAAAACCAAAGAAAUAAUUAUAGAAAAAACAACUUCUGAUAGAAUUGACUUUUUAUAUAUUUAAAUAUAUUACAAUAUAGAUAAAGUAGUUAUUGAAAACUUUUCUAUUAAAGUUUAAAUUAAAUCAAAAUAUUAAAAAGAAAUUAAGACCCAUACAAAACACUUACAAUUCAUAACCUUAAAAUCCUUGAAACAUUUUUAAAAAUCAAAAUUAAAGAAAGUUAAAAAUACAGAUUAUAUUAAUAUAUAAAAUAUAAUCAAAUGUUGAACUUAAAAAAAAUAUUGUUGAGAUUUAUGAAAUUGUAGGAAAGAAAGCCCUUAAAAAAGGAAAUAAAAUAAAGAAAAACGAUUUUUGAAUAGUUAUAGAAAGAUUUUUAAAAAACAUAAGGAAACUCCAUAAAAAGACAUUAUUAUUAAUAUUUAUAAACAUACUUUAUAUUCCUUUUUUCGUUCAGUGUAUUUAUAUGGUACAAUAUUUGUCUUGUAUUCGUUUAUAACUUUUCUCGUUGAAAGCCGUCUUUUAAAGACCCUUUUUAAAACAGGUGUCUUUACACUAGAGUGUAAAAAAUUAUAUACAUAGUUGUCAAUUAAUGUUUAAAAAAAAUUGUUUUUCUUCUUCUUGUAUUGUAUUGUAUGUACUUUAAUCAAAAUUUAAAUGGAAAUUGUGUAAAACAUUUUUUAAAAAAUUCAAAUUAAGUUUUAAUUUUUCAAAAAUUCUUUAAAAAAUAACUUAAGCUCUACUUUAAAUUCUUUUUAUUAAAACGUUACACUUUAAUUUGCCUAUUAAUUUGCCAAUAUGUUAAAUCCUUUUCAAUUUUCAUUUCUUUUCUUAACACCAGUAAAUAGUUCUUCUUCUCCUUCUUAAUAAUUAGAAAAAAAAAACCCCGACAAAAGCUUAACAAAGUAAACGUAGUUUUAAAACAAAAAAUAGCCAACACCACCCAUUUAAAGAAAAUGAAAUAUAACGAGUUUUUUAAAUAGAUUUUACAUACGUCCAGUUCCAAUACUUUAGUAAUUGAUUGAUUGUUUCAAUCGAUUGAUUGAAUGAAGAAUGAAAGUUAUACCAAAGAUUGAUAAACAAUUUAAAAUCAACCAAAUAGUUACAUAUAGUAAUCUUAUUAGAAAAAAGUAACAGCUUUUUAAAAAAAAAAACACAUACUAAUUAAAAUUACCGUGUUUUAAUUUGUUUGUAAAAAUUAUUAUUAUAAAUGAAUAACUAAAAUAAUUACUGUCAUUAUUCAACAACAACAAAAAUCUACUCACAAUUUGUCAACUCAAAAGAAAGUUCUUAAGAAAAAUAAAAAGAUAAUUUAAAAUAUUGAAAAAGAAAAAUAGAAAA